AUGUGGGCGUUGGACUGCGGUACCCCACGUGCUGAAUUCGACUGUCUGGCGAAGCGGCUGCAUUGGCCUGAAUGUGGCUUUUCUACCGAAGAUAGUCAAGUGGGUGGGUUGGGCGAAGCAUUCUCGACCGAGAGGAGAAGCUCAACAAGCCGGAAGAUAGACGAGUGGAGUGUGGAGGGGAGGCGGAAGAAAGACACAAUUCUUCACAUGAGCCCCGGACACAAAGGACAGAGGUGUUAA
Molecule: messenger RNA, 240 nt
Organism: Protopolystoma xenopodis
Lineage: Eukaryota; Metazoa; Platyhelminthes; Monogenea; Polystomatidea; Polystomatidae
Source: the annotation of a GenBank genome assembly